CAGUGCUGAGGGAGUGACCCCAUGGUGUCUGCUUUCUGCAGCGCUCUUUGGGAUCCAUCAUAUGACACAAAAGUUACUUACUGUGAUGCUGGAGAAUCAGGAUUCAGAAGUUCCCUUGGCUGGGGGCAGCUGAAGGGCAGGGGAAAUGCAGCAGUAGAAACUCUGGGCUCCCUGCAUGUUUCCCUGUGACUUUAGCCUGGGUGUCUCACCACAGUCUCUACUCCUAGGUGAUGUGCUGACAAAGCUCUCCAGGGGCUGGAGGUUUUACGGUGGGAACCUCUAUUACUUUUCACAAGAAAAAAAGUCGUUUGAUGAGGCUGAGCAGUUCUGUGUGUCUCAGGACUCGCACCUGACCUCUGUCUUCUCCCAGGAAGAACAGGAGUUUCUCACCAAGGAGACCAAGGGACAAAAUUACUGGAUUGGACUCACUGACCUGGGGACAGAAGGCAGCUGGCGCUGGGUGGAUGGCACAGAAUACAGAGCAGAUGCAAGCAGGAGGUUCUGGGAGAAGAAUCAGCCAGACAACUGGCAUCAGGGGAAAGGAGGCAGAGAAGACUGUGUUGAGACUCGCUCAAUGGAGCUGAAGUAGUGGAAUGAUGCCAACUGCACUCUGCCUUCUAGGUGGAUUUGUAAGCAGGCCCAUGGACAGGGUGGGCUGUGACAUGCAGGUCCCAGCACCUCAAAAACCACCUUAAUUUCCAAGCUUGAAUAUUUUUCAGCCACCUACCAAUGAGGAGCCCUGUGCACUGAAGGGGGCUGCAUGGCAUGUGCAUCACAGGGACGCUUUGUCUUGGUGUGAUAAUUCUGGCUUUAGCAUAGACAGCUGCCCUUAUGCCGCUCAGUGCAGCUGUCUCUGUAAUUUGUAUGUUUCCAGGUCUGAAUAAAAUCCUUGGAUCAUGUUGUACAGACAAAACUACACAGGAUCUUUUCAGGGGGCAAGACAAAGA
This is a messenger RNA of Chelonoidis abingdonii (Abingdon island giant tortoise), 947 nucleotides long. The record is from RefSeq and is a predicted model, not a curated record. NCBI's taxonomy places the organism in Eukaryota, Metazoa, Chordata, Testudines, Testudinidae.